Guyanagaster necrorhizus is the source of this 1707-nucleotide messenger RNA. Its product is annotated as MFS general substrate transporter. Bases 121 to 1653 code for a protein of 510 amino acids. NCBI's taxonomy places the organism in Eukaryota, Fungi, Basidiomycota, Agaricomycetes, Agaricales, Physalacriaceae. Gene Ontology annotation, biological process: transmembrane transport. Gene Ontology annotation, cellular component: membrane. The transcript is spliced from 18 exons. The record is from RefSeq and is a predicted model, not a curated record. Gene Ontology annotation, molecular function: transmembrane transporter activity.
UAAAGAACAACCCAUAGCGCGUGGUUGUAGCUACCCUGAGAACUCUUUCCAGACAUGAAGAUGCCGUAGACGAUAAGACGCUAGUCUAAGCUUCUCAAUCUGCGUCCUAUCUCAUUGAAGAUGAACCUUGGCGAGAAGACGCGAGGAAGUGUCACUGUCGAUGAAAAAACAAGCAUCAGCUCUAUCAGUGUGUCAAGUGGGGAUGAAGCUCUCAAGAUUGUCGGAACAGAGCGCACUGCCAAGUUCGGUGACGAGUAUAACCUCAAAUUGAGAAAGAAGCUGGAUAAGCUUAUCCCCCCACUUUGCGCAGCUGUGUAUUUUACGCAGUUUUUGGACAAGACUUCACUGAAUUAUGCCAGUAUAAUGGGCCUGCCGAUUGCAGGACAGCCUUACAAUCUGGUGUCCAUGGGCUUUUACCUUGGUUUUCUUUUCUGGGAAUUUCCGACCGUUUACAUUUCACAGAAAUUGCGGGCCGCUAAAUACCUCGGUGUCAAUGUUGUUGUAUGGGGCGCCAUUCUGAUGCUCCACGCUGUUGGUACAUCUUUCCCGGCGUUUUUUAUUCUUCGAAUCAUUCUUGGAAUGUGUGAAAGCUGUGUUGCGCCGAUACUGAUACUGAUCAUUUCGAUGUUCUACAAGAAGGACGAGCAAGCCACUCGUAUAUCUUGGUUUUACUUCAUGAACGGACUGACCCAAAUAUUUGGUGGAUUUGUGGCAUACGGGGUCUCUUUCGACGAAGGUCGUUUGCUAGCCCCCUACAAGAUCAUCUACAUUCUACUAGGAGGUCUUGCAAUCAUAGUUGGCCUCUGCGUUCUUAUAUGGCUUCCGGAUUCGCCUGUACACGCGCAUUUUCUGACAGCUGAGGAGCGAGUCGCGUGUCUAGAGAGAGUAAGAGAUGAUCAGGGUGGGACGGAAAGCAAAAAGUUGAAGAAGGACCAAGUAAUUGAGGCGCUCACUGAUGUCCGGACGUGGCUCAUUGUGCUGACGACACUGUUGACGAGCAUUCCAAACGGCGGUCUGAGUAACUUUAGCAAUAAAAUCAUCGAAGGUUUUGGCUACACGCCUAAGCAGACGUUGAUACUAUCCACUCCGGCUGGUGCAGUUUCUGCCCUCACUACACUGCUCUGUGGAUGGUGGUCGGACAAAAAGGGAGAGAGAAUGAUGCCUAUCGUUAUUUGCCUCAUUCCCACCAUCGUCGGCGCGGCCAUGCUCAUCGGUUUAAAUAGCUCCGGAGAGAAAGGCGCUCUGCUAUCUGCCACAUAUCUCAUCGGAACAUAUGGGAGUUCCUUGUCGACUGUAUAUGCGUACAAUGCGAGCAACACCAGCGGUCACACCAAAAAGAGCACAAUCAAUGCCAUGACUCUUGCGUCCUUUAGUCUCGGAAACAUAAUCGGUACUGAAAUAUUCCAAGAUAAAGACGCACCUACAUAUAUUCCGGGAAAGAUCGCUAUCAUGGUGCUUCUUACAGUACAAAUCUUCGUAUGCUUUGGGUUGAGAUGGAUUCAUUCCCGUCUCAACAAAACAAAGCAAACACUCAUUGCUGCAGAGAAGACCCGGAAGGGGUGGACGGAUGAAGAUGUCCAGAGGGAGCGAGAAAAACAUGCUUUCAUGGACUUGACAGACAAGCAGAACAUGUAUUUUGUCUACACUUCUUAGUACUGAAAUAACUGUUGAAGAUGCUCUAUUGGAAUAUGAAGGAAAAGCAGCGGU